AUGGGAUUUCUGAAAGAAUACAUUGAUGACGAAAAUAUAGAGUUACCCAAUCUCGGUCUUACCAAUUCUACCACUAUUUUAAAUGAAAUUAAUCUUUCUCCAGUAGAAACUGAAGAUGUUUUGAAGUCCCUAACAGUUCACAAGGCCGUACUUCAUGAUGGUAACCUUACACCUUACGUUAUAUCGUUCCAUCGUAAUCGUACAGAUGAGCAUUCACUGCGAAAUGAAGACAAUCUGUGGAUUAUGAAUGCAGCCAAUGUGGUCUCACCAUUCGGUAUGGUAUCUGGGGGUGUUCUAGACAGAUGCCAUUGGAUGUACCCUUUUUGUACUAGCUGGACUCUCACUUAUUUUACUGUAAAGAAAUCUCUAGUUUUAGUCGCACUGUCAUAUGGCGCAUUGACGCAGUUUGGUUUCUCAAUUGCGUAUGGUCCACCAGUACAAAAAGCUUCCAAGUGGAUUCCAAAACGACCUGCUCUAGCCGUUGGGUUUAUCGUCUGCGGAGUUGGCGGUGGCGCUUUGGUCUUCAAUCAACUUAUCACAGCUUACUUUAAUCCAAACAAUUUGACACCAGAUGUCAAGACUUCAGAUGGACAGAAAUACUUCACAGAUAAGGAAGUACUGGAUCGUGUCCCAACGUUGUUCCUAAUUCUUGCUGCUGUUUAUGCUGUUUGUCAAAGUAUUGGCAUUUCUGCUCUGACAAAACCACUUCAAGAACCAGCGGUUACUGAAUAG
This is a messenger RNA of Mercenaria mercenaria, 732 nucleotides long. RefSeq lists its product as uncharacterized. The record is from RefSeq and is a predicted model, not a curated record. Lineage: Eukaryota; Metazoa; Mollusca; Bivalvia; Venerida; Veneridae. The transcript has 5 exons. The coding region runs from base 1 to 732 and encodes 243 amino acids.